Molecule: messenger RNA, 597 nt
Organism: Pundamilia nyererei
Lineage: Eukaryota; Metazoa; Chordata; Actinopteri; Cichliformes; Cichlidae
Product: diamine acetyltransferase 2-like
Exons: 5
Coding region: 77-505 (142 amino acids)
Molecular function (GO): N-acetyltransferase activity
Source: RefSeq, a predicted model, not a curated record
UUUUUUAGCGCGUAGCUUUUUUAGAGCUGAAAACUGGCAAAAAAAACAACCCUGAAACUCUGCAAUUACUGUAGACAUGAAUUUCAAAAUACGGCGUGCUGCGAAGGAAGACUGCAAAGACAUAUCGAGGAUGAUAAUGGAUUUGGCGAUUUAUGAAAAGAUGCCUGACCAAGUGAAGAUUUCGCAUGAAGAGUUAGAGCGCGAUGGUUUCUGCCAGAACCCCCUCUUUGAAUGCCUCGUUGCAGAAGUACCAGAUAUAAUGGUUUCCCCUGUAGGAAAUGGCAUUGGUACAGCCUUAUUGAGCAAAGUUGCAGAGGUAAGACUAUUGGGGAAAAAGAAGCAGUGUGUGCGGCUGCAGUUGUCUGUGCUAAAUUGGAACACUCCCUCUCGAGACUUUUAUGCUGCUAAAGGAGCUCAGGACCUCACUGUCACUGAAGGCUGGCACGCUAUCCGCUUUGAUGGACAGAACCUGGACAAUUUAGCAAAUGAAGCACCUAAAGAUUGACAAGAAAACUAUGCUCUUUACCCUUCUGUGCAAAAUGGUGCUUGUUUUAAAACGUUUUUGGUAUUUUUCUCCAUAAAACAGCCUUAAUUAUA